Messenger RNA from Cyprinodon variegatus (sheepshead minnow), 1079 nucleotides. Its product is annotated as prosaposin-like. The transcript is spliced from 9 exons. Gene Ontology annotation, biological process: lipid metabolic process. Lineage: Eukaryota; Metazoa; Chordata; Actinopteri; Cyprinodontiformes; Cyprinodontidae. The coding region runs from base 107 to 745 and encodes 212 amino acids. The record is from RefSeq and is a predicted model, not a curated record.
ACCUGUAGCUCUAGCAGCAGCUUACGACAAUCGCCUGCAAAGUCUCCCUGGUGAAAAUGGGGAUGUUUGCCAGGACUGCACACAGAUCUUCACACUCCUUGUUGACAUGCUGUCCAAUGCUGACCUACAGAAAAAGAUAAUGGGAGGCAUUGAUGGUCUUUGUGCACUUCUGCCUGGGCCAGCUGCCAAACUCUGCAAAGAUGAAGUGGACAAAAUGCUCCCAUUAGCCAUCACCUUUGUUACUAGUGUUGCAAAACCUGCAGAUAUCUGUAAGAUGAUCGGCCUUUGUAGCUCUGCUGAAGAACGUGAGAAGAUGCUCAGCUACUUUGUCAACCAGGUUCUUCAGGCUAAUGUGAAAAGUGACAAUGGGGAGCCGGCAACACAUUGUUCCUUCUGUAUUUUCUUCUUCAAGACUUUGGAAGAACUGCUGCCCAAAGAAAGGACUGAGGACGCUGUGAUCAAACUGCUGGAAGAGAUUUGCCACAUCUUGCCGGCUUCGUAUCGCCACCAAUGCGAGGAUAUUGUUGGCAAGUAUAGCAAAACGGUGCUGGAUGCAAUCUUGGGCUAUGCCACUCCUCAGGCCAUCUGCGCCCUCAUCCAUCAGUGUAAAGGGCAGGAGGCUGUUGUGGACCCGUGCACACUGACAACAUACAGAUGCAGAGACGUCAGCACCGCCCUUAAGUGUGGAACUUUAUUCUACUGCCAGAAGUUUGCCUGGAAGCCUCUGAGCUACAACACCAUCUAAAAACUGCAGAAUGCGGAGAGGAUAAGUUCCUGUGAGCGAUCCCUCUUCAAACUGCAAAUUAUUAUUUUGUAUCCUAGUUAAUGAUUUGACUGUGAUUUUACUGGCUGGACUGAGAGGAACGGCAACAAUGCCUUAUCUAACUGGAUUUGCAAGGAAUGCUGCCAAGAUAAGAAAGUUUCACUGGAAAGAGGUUGAAUUCUUCAUAUUCCAGUUGCUUUGCAAACAUAAGAUUAACAUUACGCUUGACGAGUGUUAAGACUUUCAUAGAUUCCUUCAUGCUUUUUUGUAAUCAUCUUUCACAUUUUGAUACUUAAAUAAAAUGAUCCUAAUGCUG